AUGGAUCAAGAUGAAGAACUUGACAACAACACUCAUAAUUUGAAAAACAAAACACCUGAUGAAUUUAUAGUCACUACAAAUCCAAUAUAUACACCAUAUUUGUUAAGAUCAUUAGAAAAAGAAGAUCAUCCAUCAGCUAAUGAAAUUGAUGAAUAUAUGAGACAACCUGAAAUAACGACAUCCACCCCAAGUGAACGUUUAUUCAGUGAUGCUGGUAACUUAAUGACAUCAAAGAGAACCCGUAUUUCUCCAGAGCUUUUUAAAAGAAUGCUGUUUUUAAAAAGAAAUAUCGAUCAAUAUCAAAAUAUUCAUCCCGAAUAA
This is a messenger RNA of Racocetra persica, 321 nucleotides long. The record is from the annotation of a GenBank genome assembly. NCBI's taxonomy places the organism in Eukaryota, Fungi, Glomeromycota, Glomeromycetes, Diversisporales, Gigasporaceae.